UGUCUGACCCAUAGACUGUCCUACCCAUAGACUGUCUGACCAUAGACUGUAAGGUCUUACCCAUAGACUGUACGGUCUGAUCCAUAAACUAUCUGACCAUAGACUGUCUGACUAUAGACUGUCUGACCAUAGACUGUCUGACCAUAGACUGUCUGACCCAUAGACUGUCUGAACAUAGACUGUAAGGUAUGUCCUCUGUUGGAGAGCUCGCUGCUGCUCACGUGCUCGGUCAACACGGUUCCGUAGCUCUGCAGCUCUUCGACCAUCCUCCGAUACAAGUGAACGUCAUCUCUGUGAAGUCAAAGGCAGCUGUACCCACUGCAACAGUGUUUCCACUGUUUAAGGCUCUGUCUAAGCUGUGGUCGGGACUCCAGGACGAGGCCGAGCUGCUGAACAUCCUCAAUAACAUCAGCAUCAACCUGCAGCCCUUCAUCGCCUCGCAGGCCAAGAUCUUCUCUGAAGCUCAUUUAGACGGCCUGUUGGAGUCCUCAGAGGUGAAGGCAGAUGAGCAGAGGGUAACGACUUCUCGAAAUCAAAUACAGAGUAAAGUCCAUAUUCCACAAGACUUCAAGAACUGAACUAUAUCUGAACCCAACAGACUCUUAAUGCUGCUGUUUCUCUAAUGCUGUGUAGGUGAGCGAAUCGAUCCAGGUGAGAUGAAGUCACAUGAUUGGCUCCUCCCUGAAACUACAGCCAGCUUUAAUGAGCUGCCACUGCAGUAUAACGGAGUCUGUGGAUACACUGUGGUGACCAGAGACGGACUCCUAUUACCA
Molecule: messenger RNA, 773 nt
Organism: Labrus bergylta (ballan wrasse)
Lineage: Eukaryota; Metazoa; Chordata; Actinopteri; Labriformes; Labridae
Product: cilia- and flagella-associated protein 206-like
Biological process (GO): regulation of flagellated sperm motility; regulation of cilium beat frequency; sperm axoneme assembly
Cellular component (GO): ciliary basal body; axoneme
Source: RefSeq, a predicted model, not a curated record